Strongylocentrotus purpuratus (purple sea urchin) is the source of this 3631-nucleotide messenger RNA. RefSeq lists its product as uncharacterized. Bases 139 to 3315 code for a protein of 1058 amino acids. The record is from RefSeq and is a predicted model, not a curated record. Lineage: Eukaryota; Metazoa; Echinodermata; Echinoidea; Camarodonta; Strongylocentrotidae. Gene Ontology annotation, cellular component: U4/U6 x U5 tri-snRNP complex. Gene Ontology annotation, molecular function: protein binding; U6 snRNA binding; U4 snRNA binding. Gene Ontology annotation, biological process: mRNA splicing, via spliceosome. The transcript has 19 exons.
ACCGACGUCCACAACAAAUGCCGUAGAUACAGGAUUUAGAAUUUUAAAUCUAUAUUUAAAGUAUAUUCAUUCAUUCUAGUGAGAUGACUUGACCUGCUGCAAGGGACAAAAGUUAAGAAGCGAUAUUCAUGAGUCAAAAUGGCGCAAUUCAUCACACCAAUUUCAGAGACGAGAGAAAAGCUUUCAAGAUUCAAAGGGGACUAUCGUUUUGGAAAUUUUGAGGUCAUCCCAAGCCUUCCCACUUCAGGUCCUGCCCACAAGUCUGAGAAGCAUGUCAGAACUUAUUUCAAUAACAAACAAAUCUUUAGAACCAUUAGUGAGUGGUUUGAGGUUUGGAUGCCAUGGCAGAGGCGCAUCGUUCUCUGUGGUACUACAGAUAGGUGCUCUACGUCUCAGCUUGAGUAUCUUGCAACAGCCUUGGAACCAGUGUUUCACAGAGACUUUCAGAACUCACUCAGAGGGAGCUAUCCAUCACUGACCUCCAGGAAAGUGAUCCACACUAAUGAGCAGUCAGAGAGAACAGUGAAAUUGUCUGAUUCUGAUAUGGGUAGUGUCUACACCAAGCAAGAAGAUCAAUCCCUAUCAAGCGAAGGAUUGCAUUCUCUAAACUCCUUUGCUUUAAAAUUUGUCAAUAACAUCAUUUCAGAAGCAGUUCAGAUGGCUGCAGGGAGAAAUGUAGAAUUUGAUCUGGGUGAGGAAAGUUAUGAUGAAAGUCAGAAAUCGAAAGGCAAGAAAGGACCUAAGAGAAAGCCUUCACCUAUCAAGGAAGUUCAAGAGAGCUCCUCUUUUGAACUUGAAAGCAAAGUAUCUCACACAUUGAGCCCAACGAGAAGUCAGUCACAACAAAGUACAUAUUCAUCAUCUUCCAGAGACUCUAUGCUAAAAGUACCUAUGAGUGACAAGACCAGUUUCUCUGGCACAAAACACAGCACCACUUCCAGUCAAAAAGAUGGCCUUCUGCUCAUAGAGCGGAAAAGUGUCGACACCUCAUCUUUCCUCAACCAAUUCAACUCUUCCACUCGCCCUCUAGAGUCUUCCUUUUCUGCCAAGCCAUCAGAAAGGCGCAAGGCAAAGAAUCGAUCACAGGCUUACAAUCAUUAUUUCUGUGGACAGGAGGACACUGUCUUGGCCGAUGAGCAUCACUUGGAUGACCUACCACCUCUGGAAGCCAAGAAGGUGUCCACGUUCAACUGGUGUAUGAGUCACAGGGUCACACCCUCUGCAGGGUCGACCGCAGUCGGAUCGGCUGAGAGCCGUAGGAGUAAACCACACAAACACACCAAGAGCUAUCCCCUCCCAGGAAGUGCAGCAACCACCGCAGACUACUUUGAUCGAUCAAAGAUACAGAAACUAGGUGCAAUGAAAGGAGUUUUGCGUACAGGUCAAAUCAACAAACCACCCCAAGUUCAAGAUCUCUACAUCCCCGUCCAGAAGACUUUCAAGCCAAGCAAAUGGUGGACACCGCGACCUGUAGUGGUCCCUGCUAAGAAGCAACAACUGAGGGCAGCAUUCAAGGAUCAGUUGGAACAGAUAUGGAGUUGGAUGAAGGAAUGGGAAGAUCAUGAGAAAGGAGACCUUUUGGUUGAACUCAUCAAGAUGUGUGACCAGGAACUUAUCAAAUUCUUUGCUUCAUGUCUCACCAAACGGUUGCAUCAGUAUGUGAAUUGGUUGGAAGAUCGUAUGGAUAUCAACAGCCUUCCAGACAAAGUGCUUCUCCGUGUCUUCUACAUGCUGUCUCCUACAGACCUGCUGCAGGUAGAGUUGGUUUGUAAGAGAUGGCGAUUCCUUGUCUCACAUGAAGAGCUGUGGCGCUACAAUUGCAGACUCUUAGGUACCCGUUACAAUUCAGCAGACCUUGUUCAGCUGAUUGAGUUCUAUAUGAGUGAGGAUGCUGUAGACUGGAGAGAAGCUUUCUGGCAGCUUACUGACAUCAUGGUGCAUCAUGAUGAAGCAGUCCAGAAACCUGAUUCUAAGAGAUUGUGGAAGAUGGUGACAGACAGGAUCUCUGAGCUGAGAAGAAGAUAUCUUCAUGAGGAAACCGAAUCAGAGUCAUCAGUCUCUACAGAAAUAUCUGAGUCUGAUUCUGUUUGUUCAGAAGUAGUUGAGAUAGCCAUUGCUGUUGCCCGUCCAAGACCAACCAGUGCUCGCACAGAAUCAUCAUCUGAUAAUGGAAUGGAUGAACCAGAUAGGGGCUCAUCUGGAUCCCAUACCCCUGUGGAUGAGAUGCUACAUAUGAGAAGGAGAGGUGCUUUAAGGCCGCAGAGAAAAUCUAUGAAGAUGGAGGAUAUUGCCUUGGACAUCAGGCCUGAGUUACAUCGUGCUGAGGACCUGCUGAACCCAUCGUCUGAACAUGAAGAGCACAUGCAUUAUGAUGGAAAAAUCAAGCAAGUCAAGAGAGUCCGCCGAUUGCAGGGACACAGUGACACCAUCUGCUGUGUGAGGUUUGACAUAAGGAGAUUGAUCACUGGCUCCAUGGAUCGCACCAUCAGAGUGUGGGAUAUCCGCAGUGGCAAAGGCAUACGCAGGCUAACAGGACACAAGGGAGGAAUCCGAUGUCUGCAGCUUGACGAGACUCGGAUAGUCUCUGGGUCCUGGGACAUGUCAGUCAUGGUGUGGGAUGUGGUAAGGUUUGAACUGCUAGCGGAACUCACCGGCCACACAGGCGUUGUAUCGUGUCUCCAGUUCAACGACCGUCUCCUUGUGACCGGAUCCCAUGACCGUACUCUACGUGUUUGGAGCAUGUUUAGUUACGAGUGUAAACACACCAUCAAGCACCACACCGAUGUUGUUACAUGCCUGGUUCUAGAAGAUGAGGCCGUCAUCAGUGGCUCAUUUGAUAGAUCUUUAAAGGUGACUGAUGUCGACUCCGGGGAGUGUCUUCAGAACAUGACGCAUGAGAAACAAGACCGCAUCACAACCAUUCAGUGUCUGGAUGAUCAGAUACUGGUAGGCACCCUGACUGGACGUCUCUUGAUCUGGAACCGAACCAAAGGCACCCUGGCUAGAGCGUACCAAGCCCUUGAAUCACCCAUGUAUAAACUAGUUGUCUUCUCAGUCGACUACAGGGAGACCAAGAUAUUCAUAGCAUCAGCUGAUGGCUCUAUCGGUGAGUGGGUCCUGGAUUCAAUGACCUGUGUAAGAAUCCUCCAAGGUCACCGUGGCCCUGUUAGAGAUGUUCAGGUUUCUCAUGGAAGAGUAGUGAGCUGUAGUGAAGACAAAACGGCCAGGAUCUGGGACUUGAGCCCUCCGCCUCUUAAACCAGGAGACGAAAGUGGAAUCAACCCACAGUUAGUCAAUGAAAGAGAUAGCGACUAAGAUAUAGUCAUAGAGAGAAACAAUGACUAAGCUCAAAGAAGUUGUAUAGAUAGUCCAUGACAGGGAUGAUGGCUAAACUUAAUGUAUAGAUAGUCAAUGAUAGAGACAACGACUAAGCUUAAAGAUGUCCACAGAGAUAGUACAAAAAGAGACUUUGACUGAGAGAUAGUCAAUAAUGGAGAUAGUGACUAAGAUAAAGUAAAUGAAAGAGAUAGUGACUGAGAAUUAGUCAUUGAAAGAGAAAGUGACUAAGAUAUAGUUCACCAAAGAGAAAGUGACUUAGAGAUAGCUAGUGAAAAUGAUGGUAAAGGAGAGA